AUGGCUGAAUACGAAGCUUGUAUUCUUGGUUUAAAAAUGGCCAUCGACAUGAAUGUCUACGAGUUAUUGUAUGUGCAAAAUCUGUGUAAAAGGUUUCGCAAGAUCGAGUUCAGACAUACUCCCAGAAUACAGAAUGAAUUAGCUGAUGCUCUAGCCACCAUCGCUUCAAUGAUCAAACAUCCGGAUAAUGAUUACAUUGACCCGCUGGAUAUAGAGUUGAAGGAACACCUAGUCCAUUGUUCACAUGUUGAAUCAGAACCAGACGGUUUGCCUUGGUAUUUUGACAUAAAGAGGUACUUGGAGUCUGAGACAUAUCCGGAAGACGCUACAUCUAAUCAGAAGAAGUCGAUAUGUCGUAUGGCUCUCAAUUUCUUUCUAAAUGGAGAAGUCUUGUACAGGAGGACUCCAGAUUUGGGUCUUUUAAGAUGUGUGGAUGCUGCUGAAGCUGUGAGGCUUAUUGAACAGAUACAUGCUGGAGUUUGCGGCACACAUAUGAAUGGGCUUACUUUGGCAAGAAAGGUUCUUCGAGCCGGUAAUUUCUGGAUGACUAUGGAGAAUGACUGUUGCAAAUUCGUGCAAAAAUGCCACAAAUGUCAAGUGCACGGCGAUUUGAUACGGGUGCCACCUCACGAACUUAACGCUAUGAGUUCACCUUGGCCAUUUGUAGCUUAG
Molecule: messenger RNA, 672 nt
Organism: Solanum pennellii
Lineage: Eukaryota; Viridiplantae; Streptophyta; Magnoliopsida; Solanales; Solanaceae
Exons: 2
Coding region: 1-672 (223 amino acids)
Molecular function (GO): nucleic acid binding
Source: RefSeq, a predicted model, not a curated record